This is a messenger RNA of Anopheles merus, 2643 nucleotides long. RefSeq names its product zinc transporter ZIP3 (gene Zip88E). The record is from RefSeq and is a predicted model, not a curated record. The transcript has 3 exons. NCBI's taxonomy places the organism in Eukaryota, Metazoa, Arthropoda, Insecta, Diptera, Culicidae. Gene Ontology annotation, molecular function: zinc ion transmembrane transporter activity. Gene Ontology annotation, biological process: zinc ion transmembrane transport. The coding region runs from base 578 to 1663 and encodes 361 amino acids. Gene Ontology annotation, cellular component: plasma membrane.
UCCCUCUGUAUGGAUAUCGCGGUAUCGUUACGUUAAAGUUGGAUUUUUUUAUCGCCCCUUACAAGGACAAAAUAAACAAAGAGGAACAUAUGAUUGGCCCAAUGCGCACUCUGUUUCUGCAUACACACUUUGCUUGUGGAUGUGUGAGUUUUGACGUUUCCCCGAACAGGGUGACUCAUCGCGGUGCUGCUGCCGGCAGUUACGACGAUUACAGCGUGCGCGCGCUAUCGCCGUUCGAUUAGAUGAGCCAUUUUUUCUUUUGAAUAAACAAAUCAAGUGUAAAGUAACAGCAACAAAAAAACAGACUUUUCAAAAACACGGUUUCAAAGUUGAUGAAGUGUAUCAUACAGAGUGCUACUUUUUUUUGCAACAGAGCAGCCAGACAGGUGUCUUAACACAUUUGCAAACGAAAUGCUACACACCGCUUGAAGGAAGAUAACGAAAAUCCGAAGUUCCGCAGACGCAUCUCGCUCGUCACGCGUCACUUGCUGACCACUUGCUGCUUCUCUCACACACACACACACUGGAUGGUGUUGGCGAGCGAUUUAGUAUAACCGGGAACCGAGCACGAGCUGCAAUGCUUCCAUCGAACGGAUCCGAACCGGCCGGGCCCGUUGGCCAGAACGAGGCCAAACUGUUGGCGAUCGUAGUGCUCGGGUUCGGCAGCUUCCUGUGCGGCGUGCUGCCGAUCUACAUAUCCCAGCGCAACCGGCAACGCUACCCGGGCACGCUCUCCUUUCUGCUCUGUCUCGGGGCGGGCGUCCUGCUGGCCACGGCCAUCGUGCACAUGCUGCCGGAGAUACGCGAAGCGCUGGGCGAGUACGCGGAGAUUGUGUUUUGCAGUGGCUUUUUCCUCAUGUACGCCAUCGACGAGCUGGUAGAGUUUUGCGGCAUCGCUGGACACGAUCAUGGAGAGGACGGAGAGGGUGAGCAGCGGGCGGAACAGGAGGGGCGUUAUGGGGAUGACUCAGACGCGGCAAGCACUUCGAGCCGCCGGGAGCGGCGGUACGGUGCGAACGAGGAAACGAAAUCGCUUCUCGGCAGCGGCAAUAACUCCGAAGUGACCGCCUCCCGACGAUCGCUGGAAAGUGUGGUGGGGCUGGGCGGCAAUCUAUCCCGCCGCUCGUCGCUGAAUGGACCGCCGCCGGCGGGAAGGGCACAACAAUCGGCACAAAGUGCUGCCGAGCUGCAGCUGACCGGUGUGUUCGGGCUGCUGCUAGCGCUGUGCAUGCACUCGCUGCUCGAAGGGCUAGCGAUCGGGGUGCAGAACUCGGGGCCGAAGGUGUUGCUGCUGCUCGGCGCCGUCAGUGCGCACAAGUUCGUGGUUGGGUUUGCGCUUGGCGUGCAGCUGGUCGCGAACGGUGCGCGGGAGCGCUGCUCCCACGUGCUGCAGGUGCUAACGUUUUCGCUCGGCUCGGUGGCCGGCAUCGGCAUCGGCAUGGGGCUGGAUGGGCUGAACGAAACGCUCACCACGCUCAUCAUGCCCGUGCUGCAGGGAUUGGCGGGCGGCACGCUGCUGUACGUCACCGUUAGUGAGGUGUUGCCGCGCGAACGGGCGAAACGACGGUGGCACACGCGGGCCAUGGGACCGGGCCAGUUUGGGGCCGUUGUGGUGGGCUUUUCGCUCAUGUCGGCGUUAAGCUUGGUGUUGAGCGAUGAGUAGAGUAGGGCGUCCCUGCUCAUCGUCUGCCCGUUAUCGUAUGAUCGUAGUUCCUGGUGGUGGCGGACAAUCUACAAGCUGGGCGAACGAACAAAUGCGCGAUGCUCAGAGUAUAUCUCGGAUCGGUCACCGGCUGUGCCAAAAAUGUUUUAAUACUAGGAUUUUUUUAAUUAAAUUUUACAAUCGAAUAGAGAAGUUCAGGCGAUGUAGUUAGAUAGUAGCUGAUGUACAAAUGGAGGGAAGUGGCAUUAGUAUUACCAGAAAGUGUGUAGUUUUGUGAGUUUUUGCAGGGAGGUAGGUAGCAACUUUGGAUAACUUUUAAUCCCAUAAGCAAUAAAAAAGAACAAAAGCUGCCAUUUUACACUUUGCACACACUGCGUGGAGAGAAAAUGAAGGCGAACCAACACGAGUGGCUCUGGACUGGUUUUUCGGGAAGAUGGCCAUUACUUUUACGACGGGGGCAAUCUGUAUCGCUGCCGGCUGCGAUUUCGAUCCGCCAACGACUACCGUUGACCCACUUUGCCACCGGCUCAGCGUCACAUUUCCGUGGUUUUGUGCGUUGUCAGAAAAUGAAGGUUUUAAAAAAUUCGGCAAAAUUUGCUUUCCCUCUUCCCAACACACUAAAACAGACGGAAACGGGUUAUUCCGUUGUCGUCCUUGUGGAGAUUGGGGGGAGGGGGGCGUCAUCGUCAUGCAAAAAGAAAAAAAACGCGUCCGGGAGGUGAGGUACAUAUCACACAAAGAAGAGAAAUGCAAACAUAUGAUUUAAAUGCUGAAUGAAAAUAAGGUGGAAAAAGCACAUGCAGAUCACCUGAACCGGAGGGAUGAUGAAGAACAAAAGAAACACACACAAAAAAAAAAAAGCAAAAAAGAAAGACGUUCGGGCUGGCGUCGCCAAAGAAGUUCGGAGGUAACCUUCACGGUCGUAUAUGCGAUUUUGCGCACCCGAAGGAAGAGCGCAAUCGGCGAAAGGUGGUGGGUGA